Xiphophorus couchianus (Monterrey platyfish) is the source of this 14066-nucleotide messenger RNA. Its product is annotated as phospholipid phosphatase-related protein type 4-like. Gene Ontology annotation, cellular component: plasma membrane. The transcript has 11 exons. Bases 563 to 3415 code for a protein of 950 amino acids. The record is from RefSeq and is a predicted model, not a curated record. Gene Ontology annotation, molecular function: phosphatidate phosphatase activity. Gene Ontology annotation, biological process: phospholipid metabolic process; axonogenesis; phospholipid dephosphorylation. Lineage: Eukaryota; Metazoa; Chordata; Actinopteri; Cyprinodontiformes; Poeciliidae.
AAGAUGGGUGGUAAUAGGUGGUGUGCGUCAUACGUUGCGCAGCCCGCUGCGCUGCUCUCUGUGUGUUUUGUGCUCAAGAAAGACGGUGGAGGAGAAGCUUAUUUUGAAAUCCUCGACAGGAUAUGUGGCUUGUUUUGGCUGAGGUAGAGGUAGAGAGGUCCACCUGCUGCAGCAGAGCGGCUACAGACCUGCUGACUGAAUGACCGGAGCUGCGGCGGGACUUCAACUCUGCUCUGCUUCAGAGACGCCGCACGUUUCUGAACGAGACUGUUUUUCCACUGACAUGUGUGGAGGACACAGCGGCUGGAUUCCUGCGCUGACGUUUUCUUUUUCGAAGAGAAGAAACUGAGCCGAAGGUGCGACAGCGGACACAUCUGCUCUGUGGGCAGCGACCCUUCAUGUCCACCCCGUCAGGUGAUGCAGGCUGGCCUGUAGGGAUCUAAUUCCACUCGGUCCAGGUGUGGGCGGACAGGGACUUGGCAGGAAUUUCGCCAAAAUUACGACGGGAAUCAAGUACAGUUCACUGUCUCCCGGUACCGGGGGAGACCACCGGCCGCUCGUCAUGUCUCGCGCCAAGGAGCGACUGAAAGCCGGGAAGACGAAGGACAGUGUCACUCUGCUGCCGUGCUUUUAUUUUGUGGAGCUCCCCAUCCUGGCCUCCUCUGUUGUCAGUCUUUAUUUUCUGGAGCUGACUGAUAUUUUCCAGCCGGUGCAUUCUGGGUACACUUGUAAUGACCGCAGCUUGUCGUUGCCCUACAUCCCGCCCAGACAGGAAGUCUGCCCACUCCCUUUGCUCUUCAGCUUGGCCUUUGCAGCUCCAACAGUCACAAUCCUGAUAGGAGAAGCCAUCCUGUACUGCUAUCUGUCCAGGAGGUCGUCAACCACUCAGACUGAAGCUAACAUCAACGCCGCAGGCUGUAAUUUCAACUCCUACAUUCGCAGAGCUGUCCGCUUUAUAGGUGUCCAUAUCUUUGGCCUGUGUGUGACGGCUCUGAUUACGGACAUCCUCCAGCUGUCCACUGGGCAGCAUACGCCCUACUGGCUGGAUGUGUGCAAACCCAACUUGACCCACAUUAACAUGUCGAGCUGUGAUGAAGCCUUCAUUCUGGAGGAUAUCUGUUCUGGACCGGACCUGGGACUCAUCAACGCUGGGAGGAAGUCUUUUCCAUCCCAGCAUGCCACACUGGCUGCCUUUGCUGCUGUCUACAUCUCUAUGUACUUCAACACAGUGCUGACAGACUCAGCCAAGCUCCUGAAGCCUCUGCUGGUCUUCUCUUUCGUCAUGCUGGCCAUCCUGGCCGGAUUGAUCCGGAUCAUUCAGUUCAGAAACCACCCUGUGGAUGUGUACUGUGGCUGGUUACUGGGAGCUGCCAUCGCUGUUUAUUUGGGUGUAUACGCAGUAAGCAACUUCAAGCCAAGUGAAGAUCGCUGCAGAAGUCAACUGAAUCCUCCCAUUCUUAGAGAGCGAUCCCUCUCUUCCCUCCCCAAUGUUAGCCAAUCAGCAACCAGCAACAGCCACCAAGUCCACCACACCCUGGCCCCCAGCCCACCAAAGCCCAUCAUUACAAGGACCUCCUCCCACACUUUGGCCCCUGACCAUCCAGUACCCAUCCUAACCCGAAGCUCCUCCUAUCGAGAGCCAUCUAUGAGCAAUCUGAAGAGAGCCAGUGCUGAUGUGGAGGUGAUCACUCAGUCCAGUCCACCUGGAAACCGUGACAACAUGAUGACCUUCAGCAGCAGCACACUGCCAAGGUCCCAUGGAGGCUCCUCUGUGGAGGAAGGCCGUAUCCCACGACGACAUGCCUCCAUCCACACCUCCAUGGACUCCACCAGAUCCAAGCAGCUGCUCAGCCAAUGGAAGAACAAGAAUGAUAACAGGAAGCUCUCGAUGCAGGUGAUGGAUGGAAUAAGGCCGCUCCCUUCCUCUUCUCCCCAGAGGAACACAGAGUUCCGUUGCUCCUCCGAGCCGUGUGCAAUGGGCCUGGAGGCGGAGCUCCGGGCUGGAGCCCACAUACCUUCGUCCUCAAGCCAGGAAGUGGAGAUGCGUGCUGGGGCCCAUAUCCCGGCGCAGUACAUGAAAUUAGCAGCAAGCUCUGUCCCCAUUAGCAAUCAUAAUCACCUGGCACAUAAUGGCAGCAGUGGAAUGGCCGGUGGGGCCAGAGUCUCCAUGCAGCCUCGUCCUGGAUCCUCCCAGCUGGUUCACAUUCCUGAGGAGGAAAAUCCUAACAACAAGGACCAGGAGAGUGAAUCAGAGGACAGCAUGAUGGACGGUGGAGGGUCAGUGAGAGAAAAAUGGCUGAGAGUGGCUGAGAAGACCACCCUUCCUUGCAGACCCCUGAGUGCUGGAGGACAGCCUCGUCUAAUGCAGGUCAUAGCCUUGUCCAAACAGCAAGGUCUCCUUCACUCUCCUCGUUCUGAAGAUGGUGGAUCUAUUCGGUACAGAGCGCUGACAGAUCAAGAUCCAUCUCCGCCGGCCUCUACCACUGGGGCAAUAGGAGUUGGAGGAGGUGGUUUGGAAAGAAGUGGCAGCAUAGUUCGUGUAGAAGCUCAUCCUGAAUCCAGACAAAAGCCUGUGGUGAAACCUCCAAGCACAGAUGGCAGUGGAUCAUGGCGAUGGAAACCGCCAGAACAAAGAGCAUCCCUUCGACAGUCAACGUUCGCCCUAAAUGACCUAAACAGACACACAGACAGCUGCGAUUCUCUGAGAGAUGGAGGUUCAGUGGACGGAAGGAGGAGCGUGACAGGGACUGAAUCAGAGAGUGAAGGUGGGGGGGAUGUAGGAGGUGGAGGGGUGGGGGGAGGAGGUGCAUUCGCCAAUCAUCCACGUGUGAUGCAUCCUUUGCACCCCUUACACCAAAAUAAUCCUAACAAUUACCAGCAUCACAAUUUUAACCCCAACAAUCCCAAAAAUCCAAACUUUAACAAUUUUCAUCCAAGUUAUAACCCCAGCUCCAACAACUCCAACAUGUCUUUUCCUUCCACUGUCACCUUUGCUCCUCCCUUCCACCCUCAUCCCCAAGCAGUCACCACUAUCAGGGUGACCCCAGUGGAGACGACAGCUGCUAGCAGUGACGGAGGUUCAGACAGCCAGUCAGUGGCCUCGUCCAGCCGGGAGUCCACUCUUCGAAGAAAGGGCAGCACCAAUGUUGUUCAUGUCCAAGACCGAGGGCCCACCCCGGAUCUGCAUAACAACCACCGCCCCAGUGAUGACAGCAACCGCCUUGACAAUGAGAGCAGCAACCGUUUCCAUGAAAACCUUCGAAAUUUUCAAGAAAAUCCAAUCCAGCCUAAUUUCCCCAACAGGCAGAUGCAGGUUGUGUUUGGUCGUCCAAGCCCAACUCCUCCCCCUACUCUGCCCCGCCCUCUCCUGACUCACACUCCACCUCCUACUCUGGGGCUGGCCUAUAAAGAAUGAGUCAUCCAUCUGUACCUGUGUUUAAAACAAUGUGACCAGUUUGAGACUGCUGGUGGGACCAAAACUUGUAAGAGUGUGGAAUCAUAUCUAUCCACUGUCCGGGAUCAAGACUGGGAAUGUUUCCCUCUCCCACAAUAGUGAGUAUUCAAUCAGUUCCAACCAACUCCAUCAGUUGUGAAUUUUAUAGCCUGGGCUCUAUGUGUAAGAGUUUGAGCCCAUUUUUCAUUGUGUUUAUUAUUUAACUUUAUAUUUAAAUCAACGCCUGUUGGAGAGACUGGAUAACUUUUGCCAAACAGUGACUUCAUAGGCACAUACACAAUGGGCUGAACAAACUGAGUGAUGCUAGUGUACAAGGGAACCCAGAUCUCCAUCCGCUGUCCUCCUUUUACACCUGUGAGUUUGACGCUGAUUGGAUUCACAAUCAUUUACAAAUUUAUCAGCUUUUAUACUUUUACUACACAAACCAUCAACUUGUGAACAUUACAGAGUGAGCAAUUGAUCUACAUUCUAUGGCCACCCUGUGAUGUUUUUUGUGUGAAUCUGCAGCCUGAAUCGACCCCCCAAUCUUCAGUGUGAGUGGGCCGCAGUCCUGAGUGCAGUCAGAGCAGUAACAGUAUCUUAUAGCUGACUGUGGUAUUGUGUUUGUGGUGGCAGAGAUCAAUAAGUUACAUAUUGUGUUAAAUAUACAGUAAAACAUGCUGUCUUUAUUCUUUUAGAUGCAACAUUUUAAUUUUGUGCAGUAUGAUUUGCUGCUGAUCUUAGUGUUGUUGGUGCUUUGACAUGUGGAGUGGGAAUGAUCUAAAUCCACCGAAACAACAACGAGGCCAAAGACUAAACCCAAGACGUAGAGAUACAAAUUACACAUUACGAUUCAGACAGAUUAAUUUAUUAUAAAAAUCUACAUAUAGUUUAGGACAGUGGUCCCCAACCUUUUUAGUACCGCGGACCGGUCAAGACUUCGAAAAUUCGCUGCGGACCGGGGGGGCGGGGCACGCAACAACACUUAGCAUAUUUGCUACGGACGGGCCUGAGGGAGGGGGGUUGCGCACAAGACUGCACUGCGGAUCAGGGGGCUGGGGGGGUUGCGCGCAGAGACGGAAGUAUUUAAUUAUUUCUUCCGCGGCCCGGUACCAAUUGGUCCACGGAUCGGUACCGGUCUGCGGCCUGAGGGUUGGGGACCACUGGUUUAGGGGAUAUAGUAUUAUGGGAAAUGUAAUUUUAUUUAUUUAUAAUUAUAUAAAUUUCAAUAUGAUUUUAAAACUAACAAUCCAUAACACAUCUGAAUCCCUGUUCAAAAUGAUAAUUAAACAGUAGCAAUUUCUUUACCUGUCUAUAAUUUUGUAUCCAUAACAAGCUUUAGAUGUUAAUGUGUUUAUAGCACCAAAAUGAAUAAGGCAGUUUAUCUUUAAUGUAUAAGUCAACUUUUUAGUUGUUUUAAUGAAUUUUACACACCUAAACCUUUUUUGCUAUAUCAAUAUCAUUACAAUUGAUAUUAAUAAUUGCUAGGUAGUUGUACAUAUAUUUAUGUCAAAAAUGUUCAGUAUGGCUCUGUUGGUUCUCUACUCACUAGGGCUGCAUAAUAUAUCACAAAUGUAUUAUCAUCAAAAUAUCAGUGUGCUCAAUAUUCAUAUCACAAAAAAAUGUUUGGACAGCAAUAAUUGUUGGGUAAUAUAUUUUACAAGUUGUAUUUUUCAUGUUAAUGCAAUAUUUUGCCAGUAGGACAAAGUCUGGACAGCAAAAGGUCAAACCAGGCCAAGAGAUCACAGAGUAACCACAGAUUCAAAAGAGAGGAAAGAAGAAAACAGGCACCUGAUAUUAUCAUCACAAUAUUUACCAAAAUUAAAAUGAUUGCCAUCAGUAGAUUUUAUAAUAUUGUGCAGCCCUUGUACUCACUUGUACCAAACCUACCUAGUCCUGUUUUAAACCUGAAGAACAAGUGGAACCAAAAUGUGAAACUCUGUUAGUAACACAACUUUUUAACGAAAACAUGAGAGACGAUGAACAGACCAGAACAACAGUCUGCUGCAGAACAUUAUGGUUUAUGAAGAACGCUUCAAGCUUUAUGUUGCCAUCAUUCAACAGUGAGACAUUAUGUAGCUGGUUCUAUCAAUCAUAUCCUUCCUUCCUUUCAUCUUUUUUCUUCUUUCUUUGUUCCUUCCUUCUUUCCUGUAGUCACAGAUCUCACGUGAUAUUAUUGCAGUAUUUACUGAUAUGAUCCUAUCACAACAUUUUCUAAUAUUGUGCAGCCCUAAUGUGAACUCCAUGCAGAAAAUACCCAGGUAGGAAUUUGAACCCAAAAGCUUCUUGCUGCCACGCAACAGUGCAGCUCCAGCAGUGAUCACAUCAAUAGGAUAAAUUCAGCAGGUAUAAAUCCUUCAGUGAUUUUUUUUUUCUUUUUGCCGGUAAGCCAGCUUGUCCACAGACAUGAUCUGUUUUCACAUUCCUGUUUUACUUCCUGCCAAAGUGUCAUCAAAGAAGACAUGUACUGUCAGCUGCUCUCAGUGUGUUCAUCGUUUUAUUGCAACUUCCUUGGAAACAGAAAUGCUGUCAUGUUUGGCUUGUUUGAUAUAUAAGCACAGUUGAAAGAGCUAUUUAUGUAUAAAAACAAUCUCCUUUUCUCACAGUCUGACAUUUAUUCAGAUAAAACGGUUCUUGGUCAGUUAGGAUCAUUAUAAUGAGUGAGAUACAUUAGUUUUGAUUUUUUUAAACAUAUUUUACAUUGAAAGGCUUUGAUACAUUUCCUCAGUAUUGAGUAGAAUUCUCUGUUAAGUUUUUUGAUGUGGGUCAAAAGUUUCUGGUAACUUUUCUCAGUCUCAGACUGGUUUGCCUUUACAGUCCAUUCUCUCUGACAGACUGGAACUGAGUCACAUUUGUAGGCUGCCUUGCUCACACACAGCUUUAUGGUUCUGCCCAGUAAUAUUUUGGAACUCAUUUGUCUCUUUGGGUCACUGUCUGUUUGGAAGACCCAUAUCUACCCAAGUUUUAACUUCCUGGUUGAUCUUUUGAGAUGUUGCUUCAAUAUUUCCCCACAGCAGUCUUUGUUCAUCAUGUCAGCUAUUUUGAUCAGUGCACCUGCAGAAUAACAAUCACACAGCAUGACACUGCCACUCCCAUACCUCAAAGUUGGGUUACAAGCUUCCGCCUUUUUACUUCAAAUGUUACAAUGGUCAUUAUGGUCCAAUACUUCAACUCUAGUUUAUCAGACCUGAACAUGUCACCAGAACCUAAAGAGUUUAUCCCAGAAUGCAUCUGCAAACCGAAAUAUCAUCAGCCAUCACCAGCAUCUUCACCAGAUCUCCUACUUUUGUUGUGGGGUUGAUGCACACAUUUCACACCAGGUCCUUCCUGACUGCUGUUCAUCCUCAUCAAUGAUAGUUUAAAUAAAUGAACCUGGCACCUUCCAGCCAUGGAUGGACCAGAUUUUCAGUUGGCUGAUUUCUUUGGAUUUUCCCAUAAAAACACACAUUAAACAGUUUGUUUGAGACGCAACUCAGAAGUUGUGAAUUAACCUUUAAAUCAAUAGCCUUUAAAAGCACAGCCUCAUCAAAUGUUAUGGUUAGACAAAUUCUUUAAAGGCAUGGUAAUCCUCAUGUAUAGAAACUAUGAACAUGAGGCAAGAUAAAAUUUCUCUAAAGAAGCCUUUAGAAAUGACUUUAAUGUUUUAUACAGUAUGUAAGUAUCAGGUGUUGGCUUUGUCAGAAAAUAGACAGAAUACAAUAGAUAUGUAUAACUGCUGCUUUGUAUAUUAUGAUUUUAUAGGCUUCUGCUCAGAUGUUAGUUUGCUUAUUAUGAAAUUUUAGCUGUCAUGAUGAAGCUUAUAUGAUGAUAAUACGCUGUCAGUAUGUGUUGAUGUAUUUUUAACUUCAUCCAAAAUAGUAAAAGGAAAAAAUAUUUCAACUUUUAUUACAUAGUGGGCAUUAUUUUAGAAGUGUGACUGAAUGUGUUUUAGCAGCUACACAGGUUGAGUCUAGUCAGUGAAGGAUGGGCUCCAAAUAUCCUGAUCACUCAACAAAAAGCACAUUGUUGUGCUAACCUUUGACCUGGUUUGAUGUUUUGCAGUUGUUAGAUUAUACAAAGGAUUUUAUAGGAAAUCGGUUCUAUUGUCCUGAAUCAGAGUUGGUGGAAGGAUGAAAAGGAGUUAGAGCCCCUAAACUCUGAAAACGGAAUUUAGGAAAGGAGGAAAAAGAAGUGUGAUGGCAGUCUAUCAUUAUCUGACUGGGAGGAUGGAGAAGCUGGGGGGCAGAACCACCCUGAGCCACCAGAACCACCCAGAGCCAUCAGAACCACCCUGAGCCACCAGAACCACCCUGAGCCACCAGAACCACCCUGAGCCAUCAGAACCACCCUGAGUCACCAGAACCACCCUGAGCCACCAGAACCACCCUGAGCCAAAAGAGCCACCCUGAGCCAUCAGAACCACCCUGAGCCACCAGAACCACCCUGAGCCAUCAGAACCACCCUGAGUCACCAGAACCACCCUGAGCCACCAGAACCACCCUGAGCCAAAAGAGCCACCCUGAGCCAAAAGAGCCACCCUGAGCCAUCAGAACCACCCUGAGCCACCAGAACCACCCUGAGCCACCAGAUCCACCCUGAGCCACCAGAACCACCCUGAGCCAUCAGAACCACCCUGAGCCACCAGAACCACCCUGAGCCACCAGAACCACCCUGAGCCAUCAGAUCCACCCUGAGCCACCAGAACCACCCUGAGCCAUCAGAACCACCCUGAGCCAUCAGAACCACCCUGAGCCAUCAGAUCCACCCUGAGCCACCAGAACCACCCUGAGCCACCAGAACCACCCUGAGCCACCAGAACCACCCUGAGCCACCAGAACCAGCCUGAGCCAAAAGAGCCACCCUGAGUCACCAGAACCACCCUGAGCCACCAGAACCACCCUGAGCCACCAGAACCACCCUGAGCCACCAGAACCACCCUGAGCCACCAGAACCACCCUGAGCCACCAGAACCAGCCUGAGCCAAAAGAGCCUGCUAGUUGACAGUUUGAACACAGCUAAAAUUUGACCCUCAUGGUUUUGUUCAUGUGUUGGUAGCAGGAUCUUCUAUUGUAAAGCACAGUCAGAGAGUCACGUCAGGUCAUUGACCCGAGCAUAGGAAUGUUCCAGGAAUAAAUCAUCUUUAAAGUGUGUAGAGCAUCUGGUAGAAAACAGCAGAAAAAACUACUUUGAAAAGUACUAGGAGCACAUCAGCGUCAUGGGCAAAAUUGAGCUAAUUCACUGGAAUGCAUCAGUUCUGAUAGUUCAUGUGGAGCGUCUUCAUCCAGUGUGAUGCAGGUCUUAACAACGUUCCCUGAGGAGCUCUCACAGAACCAGUAUUCAUUUUCAAAUGUUUGAACACUAAUAUAGAAAAAGGAAGUUAUUAUACAGAAUGUCAAAAGGAAGUCAUUGUGACUUUAUCCUAAAAUAUAUAGAACUUAAAAGUGUUCACGUUUGUUUACAAAUCAAGAUGUAUUUUAAUAAGUUUAAAAAUAUUAAUAUUUUCUUUUAUGCUUAUUUAGUUAAAAUAAUUCUAUUAGAGAUAAUACAUAGAUUGUUGGAGUGCCCUAAAAGACCAGCACUCUGUCUAGAAGGUUCAGACUGAAUAAAGUUGUAUUUAGGAUCUAUAAUGAAUGUUAGCAACAUACAAUCCUGGCAAGGAUGAACGACUCCAGUUUGUUAGUUUGAAAUAUUUCUCAAAAAGUGCAAUUUUUCCAAACGUAAUUCUAACAUUUUGAAGUUUAUUCUUUCACAGUUGCGUUUACUUAUUUUUACAUUAAUAUUAUAUGUGAUAAUGGGCAAAAACUACUUCUGGUGCUUCUCCAAACUGUGCCGUUAAAACCACUGCAAAAAAGAGCAAACCAAGAGUACCUUUUUGUUGUUUUUGCAAAUCUUUAUAAAUAAGAGAAUAACUGCUUUAUCAGUCACAAUUGGAGAGCAGAACUUUCUUACAUUACCUUCCACAAAUACAAUGUUUCUCAAUCAUCAUAAGCUAGGAAUCGACAUCACAUCCAGUGCCAUUUUGUUUAACUUGCAUAGUUCUGAGAAUGAAAAUAAAACUGAGUUUAUGUGUGCACAUCCCACACAGUUCAAAGCUUUUUUAGAGGGACUCUGAAGUUAAUUUGAGCUAUUUGCAGAUAUGUGGUCCAUAACUUCCAACAAUACUGGGGGACAGUGUACCCUAUGCAUACGUUUAUCCCUCUGUAUAGUUCUGCAGAAAGGAAAGAAUAUUUUGAUAAAUGUUAGUAAAUAUGAUUUCUAAUCAUCCCAUGGUGUGAUCUAGUCUGGUGUUAACACUUAUUACCCGACACAUGAAUCCCUCAGAAUAUUUGAUCAUAUUUGAUAUUUGCUUCAGUUUCAGGUUGUACCUGUAGUUGUAAUUAUUUAUGUUUUCGGCAGGAUGUUGUUGAAAAUCUCCUUGCUUAACAACUACUGUUCAAUGUAAAUGUAAAGAAAUUUGAUUUCAAAGCCUAAAGUCAUUUGUCAAUGGAAACUUAUGUCCAUUUUUUCGAUGUUGUGAAAUGUUAUUGACCUUAUGUACCUUUUCUUUUUCUGGAAUAUAACAUUUAAAGUCAGGCUGUACUGGCACAAGUCUGAACGAUCUGGAAGCACAACUUAGAUCCACGCAAGAAAUGAGUCGACCCCAAAACAUUCCAACAAAUCUCACUUAUUCACCGGAAAUUCACUGAGCUGUCCUUGACUUUAAAAUGGAAUGAGUUUGCCGUUUAAAAUGUUGAUCAAUUUCCAACUUUAUGACAUGAGAAGCAUUCUAAAGAGCUGAUUACAUGUCUGUGGUCCAUCCUUGAGUCUGAACUGCUUUCUAUGUCGUUGCUAUGGAGCUGCGUUAUUAAUAUCAAAUGUGUAAGUAGCUUUAUCAAGAGUUUACAGUUCAUAUGUUGAUUUCAUCUUUCACUCAUUCAAACCAUGGUGAGAGUUUUCUGUAGGAACCUUUGGUGUCCUGGACGGUUCCGCACAAACAUUCUGAAACAUAAUUAAUACUACCUAUUGGUCCAAAGUUAAUGACACUGAAAGUGAAUGGUUCAGAGAAAAUGAUUUAAAUACUACGUAUUUCUAAUACUUUGUGUUUUUUCUUUUUAUGGCUUGUAGUAUUAAACAUUAUGUAGAUAUUUCUCUUAGUGUAUAGCUUUUAUUUACUCUGGCUAAAUGUGAAUAUUUGCCAUAGCAACUAUAUAGUGUACUGACAGGGUGGGGACUGGCUCUCCGGUCAGGCCUGUAGUGAGCUGUGAAGGGAUUGCUGUAACCGUCUGAGAGCAUCAGGUCCAUCUAACACCACUUUGUUUCCAGACACGUUGAAAUGCUGAAACACUUACAGUGGGUUUGUCUGAGAAACUGGUGCUUGGAUGUGGAAAUGACAUCAUGCCAAAUCAGAAAACAAAUUGCUUUGUUGCUAAUUACCAUUAGCAAUUCAAGUCAACAGAAUUAAUUUUCUCUCUGUUUUAUGUUAAAAGGCUAAAUAGACAUGUUCAUAUGUAGGGGUUGUAAAUGUGAUACACAAUAUUAAAAUGCUGCAACCUUGACUGGAUUUUAUAUGCAGCCAUAUGGGACAGUGGCUGUCUUGGCUGAAGGAGGCAUAUUGGUACAGUAUGAGCGUAAGAAAAGCAAACUUAACCCUUAAAAUUUCCUACAAUUUAACUUUGAAGUAUAUAAUGCAUUGCAUUAAGGCUAACAAUUCAUGUUUAAAGUUCCAGCCAGCACCGAUGUCUGGUUGGAUCCCAGUCAGAUGAAGACUGGGACAGGCCAAAGUUUCUCCAGUUUAGCUGUGAUCUCAAACUCCAGCCCUGAAGGGUCGGUCUCCUGCAACUUUUAGAUGUCUCACACCAACAUUAGUUCAUCAGCAGAGCUCUGUGGAAGCUGACUGCAUGCAGUUUAGCCAUUUACAGUAAUUUCAGUGUGUAGGACAAGGGACACAUCUAAAGGUGGCAGGACACGGACCUGCCACCUUUAGAUGUGUUUCUAGUUGCUGGAGUUUCUAGUUGCUGCAUAUUUCAUCUGUGAGGUUUUUACAUUGGAUCAGAUGCCAAAUCGGAUUCGGUGGGUCUUGGCCUUAACAGUAUGUCUCAGUACAUGUGAUGCUACUGAAUUGCGUCUACUAGUGAAAAUGUUUUUAUUGCACUUGGAUGCAUAAAAUAAAGAGCGUUCCAUUGUUAUCUGUUCUACUUUAGGCACACGUAGCAAAAUUUCACUGGGUUUCAGAUUUGAACCUUGAACAUGAUCCCAGGUCCAAGUUCCACAUUCUGAAGCAAAGGAAAGAAAUCAUAUGAAAUGCUACAAACUAGAAGACUCUUAUAUUUUUUGUGUAUUAAAUAAUAGGUUGCUGAGCUACCAAACUGUACGACCUAUAAACAGCAGCGAGGGCUUUUCCUGAGGGCUUCACACUCUCGAUGUUUUAUGGACUAAAUAAGAGGUUUUUCUCACAGAGCUGCUGCAGUGUUCCCUUUAUCAAGACACUGCCUCUAGACUGUUAAAGACAAAUGUCCAAGAAUGUCUCACACAUGGUCCAGAUUUGCAUUUCUAAAAUGUUGCUGCUGUAAAAUGUUUUUGAAGGUUUAGUGUGGUUUUGGCUUGGUUUUUUCUUUAAAAUAUGCUUAUUAAUGUGAGCUUUGCUGUUUCUAUUGCUAAAAAAAAUAAAUAUUUAUAUCUUUUUACUUAUCCCUGUAAAGUGUUCAUGAGCUCAGACUGGUUCUCCUGGUUCCAUGUAGAUUUGCUCAUUGUUCCAAAGUGUUAGCCAACCUGCUGAUUCUGACAUCAUCAGGUAUGUUGGAAAGAACAGACAUUUGGAAUCUGUUCCUAACCUGUAUAAGUUUCAGUAUAAGUGUGCUGACUCUGUAGCUACAAGUACAUUAAACAUGAAGAUCAUGAAGAAGUUCAAUUCAGUUCAGUUUAUUUAUAUAGCACCAAAAUUCACAACAAAUGUUGUCUCAAAGGACUUUACAAAACAAUCAUUUCAGUUCAAUUCCAAUUGAUUCUAGUUAUCAAACAGUACAGUAUGCUCAACUAAUUAUUCAAAGUAGCUUAAAAAGUUUCUAAGUAAAACCAGCAGAGCAUCAAGUUAUUGACUUGCAGCAAUCCCUCAUACUGAGCAUGCAUGUAGUGACAUGGAAAGGAAAAAGUCCCGUUUAACAGGAAGAAUCCUGCAGCAGAACCAGAACCAGAACCUGGCUCAGUACAGGCACCCAUCUUCCGCUAAUAAAAGAAUUCAAAGUUUAUUUUUGUCAUUCAUUUCAGAAAGUGAAACUCACACCAAUAGAUUAAUCACAUGGAGGGAAAUAUUGUUGUAAUUUUGAUGAUUAAGGCUCAGAUAUUGAACACCUAAAAUUCAAUGUCUCGGAAAAUGUGAAUAUUACAAAAAGGAAAAUAUUAGAACCUCAUGGUGAAACUGACACCAUAAUAAGUGAAUUAACCUGCAAACAGCUGAAGGUUUCCUGAGUGCUCUCUCACUCUGGGUCAGUCGGCUACACACAAUCUGCUGACUGUGUGUAGUCACAGUCAGCGUCCACAAGGAGGGGAAGACGCAGCAAAUCAAUGCUGAAGAAGCUGGUUGUUGCAUCCAAGCAUAUUCAUAGAAAGUUGAGCAGAAGGAAGAAGUGUGGUAACAGAAACAGGGAGGACUGCAGCCUUGAGAGGGUUGUCAAGUGAAAUCUUUUUCAGAAGAGUCAUUACACACAGACGAAUACCAGACAUGAGUGACGAAUGCUGCAUUCCUCAUGUCACAUUCUCCUGAACCAGAGGCGUUGUCAGGGUAAGGAGAACUGGAACUGGAACGCUAUGGUCCAGAGUUCUGUUUUCAGGUGAAAGUAACUUUAUUUGGAAUCAAGGUCUCAGGGUCUGGAGGAAGAGUGGAGAGGAACUCCAGAGUGAAGUUUCCAGUCAGUGAUGGUUUGUCAUCUGCUGGUUCUGGUCCACUGGGUUUUCUGAAGUCCACAGUCGAUGUAGAAUCUACCAGGACAUUCUAGAGCACUUUAUGCUUCCCUCUGAAUGCAGAUGCUGAUUUUAUUUUCCAGCAAAACUUGGCACCAGCCCACACUGCUAGAGGUACCAGAAGCUGCUUCAGUGAUUCUGGUGUUCCUGUUCUUCAUUGACCAGCAAACUGGCCUGACCUUUAACCCCACAGACAAUCUGUGGGAUGUUGUUAAGAGAAAGAUGAGGCCCCAGACCCAACUAUCAAAGCUACCUGGACUUUAUUACAUCUGAGCAGAACCACAGGCUGAUCUCCUCCAUGCUGCGCUGUGUUGAUGUAGUAAUUCAUGCUAAAGGAGCCACAACCAAGAACUGAGUGCAGAGAAAUGAACCGGCUUUUCAGCUGCCUCAUAUUUGUGUAUAAAAAAUCCUGUUUCAUUAAUCUAAUGUAAUUUUCUGAGACGCUGCAUUUUUGGUUUUCAUUAUCUGUAAACUGUAAGCAGCAAAACUGCAAGACAUAAGGACUUGAACUAUUCCACUCUCUAUGUGUAAAGAGUCUGUUCUGACAAGAAAUAUUCAACUUUUUCACAAUAUUCAGAUUUUGAGAAGUAUGUUUUUGUUUCUGAGGGCAGUGAAUUAUAUACUGGUCAUGUAUUUUCCGCCUUAUGCUUUUGACUCGAAACAAUAAGCAUUUCAGAUUGUCUUUAUAUAGAGAAGCAUAAAGCCUUCAGAGAUGGAA